Exophiala xenobiotica is the source of this 1083-nucleotide messenger RNA. RefSeq lists its product as uncharacterized. The record is from RefSeq and is a predicted model, not a curated record. Bases 64 to 1083 code for a protein of 339 amino acids. Gene Ontology annotation, molecular function: oxidoreductase activity, acting on the CH-OH group of donors, NAD or NADP as acceptor. Lineage: Eukaryota; Fungi; Ascomycota; Eurotiomycetes; Chaetothyriales; Herpotrichiellaceae. The transcript has a single exon.
UGAGUGACUGCUGCGCAGAGUUGGAAGGCUCAUGACCAGUUUGAACCCGUAAAACCUGGCAAGAUGAGUGCCAGUCAGCCUUACGUCCUGGUUACGGGUGCGACGGGUUUUGUGGGCGCCCAUGUAGUAGACAUCCUCCUCGAGCGAGGCUGUAGGGUUAGAGGGGCGGCAAGGAAUAUGAAGAAGGCAGAGGAGAUGCGACAGGGUCGAGGCAGUCAGGCAGAUCGGCUCGAUUUCGUUCAGAUUGCAGACUUCACGCAAGGGUCCUCGCUCGCAGACGCAGUGGAAGGCGUCGACAGCAUCAUUCAUCUUGCCAGUCCCUUGAACUUCAACGCCAAGGAUAACGAGAAGGACGUAGUGCUUCCCGCCAUCCAAGGUGUCAAGUCAGUACUGCAUGCAGCUGCGAAAGAGCCAUCGAUCAGGCGGAUUGUCAUCACAUCCUCAUUUGCUGCAGUCUAUGAUAUGAAUCGCGAGGAGCCAACGAAAUUCACGUACACGGAGAAGGAUUGGAAUCCACAAUCGUACGAAGACUCGAUCGACCCAAACUCGAACCCCGUCAUCGCCUAUCGUGGGUCCAAGAAGUUUGCCGAGCUUGAGGCCUGGAACUUUGUGCGGGAUCAGAAGCCUCACUUUGACAUUGUCACAUUAUGUCCGCCGAUGGUGUUCGGUCCUGUCAGGCAUCCUGUCGCAAGGCUAUCGGAGCUCAAUGAGUCGAAUUCCGCGUUGUGGAAGGUUGCCAGCGGUCAAGAAUCCCCCCAAGGAAUCACCUUUUGGAUUGACGUUCGGGAUCUAGCUCAAGCUCAUGUCGAGGCGCUACUCAGACCUGAAUGCGGAAACAAGAGAUACACACUAGCUGCACCGGAGCAAUAUACCCAUCAGCUUGCUGCAGACAUCAUUGCCGAGGAAUUCGAAUGGGGUAAAGGCCGAGUUGCGAAAUCGGGACAUCGUCAGGAAAUCGAGGAGUCUCAUGAUCUUGACGGUCAGAAAGCUGCACGCGACUUGGGCAUCACAUAUAAGAAGUUCCGGGAUUCGGUGGUAGAUUUUGUCUCGCAAGCCGUUGAAAUGGAGAAAAGAGAGACAUGA